This is a messenger RNA of Bipolaris zeicola 26-R-13, 1026 nucleotides long. RefSeq lists its product as uncharacterized. Gene Ontology annotation, biological process: ubiquinone biosynthetic process. The record is from RefSeq and is a predicted model, not a curated record. The coding region runs from base 1 to 1026 and encodes 341 amino acids. Gene Ontology annotation, molecular function: 4-hydroxybenzoate polyprenyltransferase activity. NCBI's taxonomy places the organism in Eukaryota, Fungi, Ascomycota, Dothideomycetes, Pleosporales, Pleosporaceae. The transcript has a single exon. Gene Ontology annotation, cellular component: mitochondrial inner membrane.
AUGUCGUCGACACAGUACAUCGCCACGGAGACAAUAACUGCUCCACAGUCGUCCAUCUCGUCAAGGCCUAAGAAUUUGGCGCCUCGACCCUUUUCCUGGCGACCAUACUUGGAGCUCACACGCUUCAGUAAGCCCGCUGGUCUCUUGGGCGUCUACUUCCCCUAUUUCAUAGGACUCCUCUACUCGGUCAAUCUGACCAACCCGAGAGGCCUAACCCCAGUCGACUGGCUCAAGCUCAUCGCUGUCUUACUGCUCGAUGGUCUGCUUAUCCGCAGUCUCGGCUGCGCCUGGAAUGACACUGUCGACCAAGAUCUCGAUCGCCAGGUCGAGCGCUGCAAGAAGCGGCCGCUCGCCCGUGGCGCAAUUACGACACCAGAAGCACUCGCUGCCACACUCCUCCUCGCCCUCGCCCGCCACGCCUUACUUUACGCAACGCUGUCACCUCGUGCAAACCAGCACGCCCUGCUGACCACCAUCUUGGGCUUGACUUACCCUUUCAUGAAGCGCAUCUGCAACUACCCACAGCUCUGCCUUGGUCUGGGUGUAGGAUGGGCUGUUUUCCUGGUUGACGCUGCUGUCGCCGAUGGCUAUGGUGCUGGCAACGUCUCUGGAUUCAAUAAGGAGGACCGCAACAAAGCUACAUUUGCCAUAUUCGCUUCCCAGGCCCUGUUCAACAUCACUUACGAUACUAUCUAUGCCUUCCAGGACAUUCGGGACGAUCUCAAGGCAGGUGUGGGUUCGCUCGCUGUGGCUGUGCGUCAUCAGCCCAAGUUGUUUCUGUUGUCCGUUGCAAGCGCUAUGGCCGCAUUCUUGUGGGUCACCGUAUCCUGCGGCCGUCUCGUACUCGGCCCAUCCCGGGCUGGUGCUGUCUUUGCUUCCAUCUCCACACUAGUCAUGUUGACCCGGAUCGAUGUGUGGAACCCGCGUAUGUGCAGGGACUUCUUCGUGAACAGCCAGUGGUGGGUGAGUGGCGCUUUGCUGGCUGGUCUUUUGGGAGAACUUGUCAUGAACAACUUGCAAAUCUAA